GAGAGAGGAGAUGAAAUUGAACAAGCCCUGGUGGAAGCAAUCAAAGAUUUCGAUAAUUGUUUUCUCAGAAAAUUAUGCCUCCUCCAGGUGGUGCUUGGAUGAACUUGUGCACAUACUGAAAUGCAAGCAAAGAUACGGACGGAUUGUUUUGCCUGUAUUUUAUGAGGUAGAUCCAUCACAUGUACGGAAACAAGAGGGGAGUUAUGGACGAGCAUUUGGAAGUCAUAAAAAAGAAAGACGUUUCAAGGACAAAUUGCUCAUUUGGAGGGAUGCUCUAUCAACUGCAGCUGAUCUAUCUGGCUUCGACUCCAAAAAUUAUAGGACCGAGACUGAAUUAGUUGAGACAAUUGUCAAUGAUAUCUUGGCGAAAUCGAAGUGUAACUUGUCAACUAUUGUGACGGGCCUGGUUGGGGGUGAGAGUCAGAUUCAACAAAUUGAAUGUUGUUAUGCGUUGAAGCACAAGAUGUUGAAUGCUGCCCGGUAGGUAUAUGGGGUAUGGGUGGUAUUGGUAAG
Molecule: messenger RNA, 513 nt
Organism: Argentina anserina (silverweed cinquefoil)
Lineage: Eukaryota; Viridiplantae; Streptophyta; Magnoliopsida; Rosales; Rosaceae
Product: disease resistance protein RPV1-like
Exons: 2
Coding region: 11-484 (157 amino acids)
Biological process (GO): signal transduction
Source: RefSeq, a predicted model, not a curated record